Molecule: messenger RNA, 1269 nt
Organism: Colletotrichum karsti
Lineage: Eukaryota; Fungi; Ascomycota; Sordariomycetes; Glomerellales; Glomerellaceae
Exons: 3
Coding region: 1-1269 (422 amino acids)
Source: RefSeq, a predicted model, not a curated record
AUGAAGACGCGAUCAACCCUAUCCCUCUUCUUCUUCUCCGCCCUCCUAUUUCAAGACCUCGCAGCAGCAUGGCAAUUCCCAUCCCUCCAAGUCCCCCUCAUCCCCUCAUGGCAUGGCAGCAGCAGCAGCGGCACCCCGGCAACAAACAACAUCCCGCAAUUCAUCCUCGACACCAAACACCCCUGGCUAACAACCCAUGCCGACGACCUCUCGCGACUCCGCCCCGACGACGCGUACUCGCUCUUCUGCGACCCCGUCCCGGCCGAGAACCACCAACCCGGCAAGCACGGCGGGCUAGACCUCCCCGCUGACCUCUUCCACCGCCUCCGCGUCAAAGACUCCCCCACCGACAUCCCCAGCUGGACCAACGCGCGCGCGCUCCUCAGCGAAAUGAAGCAUUGCCCGCGCGCCCUCUCCGAAGUCCGCGAACUCGGCGUCCACCUGUACCCGCGCACGGCGGACUGGCUCCUUGAAGAGCUCAGGGAGCCCGUGCUCCCGCCGGCGGGCUUGCCUGAGUUAUUCGCCGAGGUGUUGGGCUCGAUGAAGGGCUUGGAGAAGCUGGAUUGGGGGAUUAGGGGGUGGGACCAGAACCAGGUCAUCCGGGCCGCGUUUGAGGAGCACGGGGUGAGGUUGGAUGAUGUGCGGGAGUUGGGGGUCGAUAUGUACGCGUCCUGGAUGCUGGAUGUCGCGCCGAAUGUGCAGAAGUUGCAGAUUCGGAGGGCCGAGGGGGCAACGCGUCCGGAGGAUCCGAGGGGGUAUAAGAUGCAGGUGUUUGGGGGUUUGAAGAGGUGGAGGUUGAGGGAGCUCGAUCUCGAGCUGGAGAGUUGGACGCCGGAGAUGACGCGGCUCCUGCCCGAAAUGCUCCCCGAGAUCGAAGACCUCCGCUUCCAGAGUUUCGAGAGAGGUCCUCGCGCUGCUCGGGGAGAAGCUUUACAAAACCUGACGCGAGCCCUCGGCUCCCUUAACAACCUCCGACGACUUCACCUCCCGUGGUCGGCCGAGCUGGGGCUCGGCUUCGACGGCGGACCGCUGUGCGGAAACUUUUACGACGGCGCGGACGGCGCCAGGUUGAGGCGCCGGGUCGAGAUGGAGAACAUCAACGCGACGGAGCGCGCGGGGGAGAUUGUGCGGGCGAACGUGCCACGUCUGAAGGGGGUAGAUGUCGGCGGGUUCUAUGGGAACUUCACGGUGGACGGUGAGGGGAGGGAUGUGACCGUGUGGCCGUGGACUGGGAGGUUGGAGGAUUGGCUUUUGGAGAUUUAUAUCUGA